GAUUCCAGCAGUCCUGAUGACAAGGAUAUUAGAAUACUGCAAGAAAAGAAUAAGGAAAUAUUCAAAAGCAAUAAAAGAAUAUUGAGGUCAAAAGAGCUGUGGGAAUCAAAAGAAAAGCAA
Acaulospora morrowiae is the source of this 120-nucleotide messenger RNA. The record is from the annotation of a GenBank genome assembly. NCBI's taxonomy places the organism in Eukaryota, Fungi, Glomeromycota, Glomeromycetes, Diversisporales, Acaulosporaceae.